GAGAAUUGGGGCAGGGAAGAGUUCAUUGGAGAGAAACUAGGGAAUGUUAGUAAGGGGAAGCGGGGGAAAGGAAAGUGGGUGAGCAAAGUUGGGGGAGGCGAACUAGGGCUUGCUUUGGGUUUCACUUAUAAGGGGAGCUGGGGAAUCUGGAGAAGUGGCUGGGGAGGAGUUAGUGGGAAAGGAAUCGGGGAAUCUGGAAGGGAGAGGCUGAUCAAGGGAGACCCUGGGGCCGGGAUGGGGAGAUGAAACUGGCUGGUUGGCCAAGCGGGCGCAGGGUCCCUGGGGGCGGGGUUCCCUCCCUACGCCUCUUCCAGCUUCAGGUUUGAUUGACGGGUCCUCAGAGCCCGGGCGGGUAACAAAUGGGCUGACACAACGCAGCGGUUCCAGCGCGAGCCCGGCAGAGGGCGCACGUGUUCCUGUCCCUCUCCCCGCUCAGAGCUGGAGCGAGCCUCAUCCCGCGCGCGCCCGACGGCCUGGCGCGCGCCCGCAGGCGCCAGCGCCCUUGUGCGCAGACGCGAUCUCGUCCCGCAGCCCCUGUAGCCGUUGUUGCCGCCGCCGUUGCCGCCGCCGCCGCCCCAGUCGCCUUCGGCCCUACGUUCCACAGUAGAAGGCGGCGUCGCCCCCCCGCGGAGCUAGAUUCAGCUCUCCCUGAGUUUCCCUACUCAUAUAUUAUUCUUUGAUCAACGUGACCUAGAGGAUCAAGCCCUGGACUUGGGGAAGAAGGUGACGCUGAUGGGCCCAUUGCCGGGCGCCGAGUUAGUUCAGAAGCCGCUGCAGCUGUACCGUUACUUGCUGCGCUGCUGUCGCCAGCUGCCCACCAAGAACAUCCAGGAGCACUAUAAGCAUGCCGUCAGACAGAGUUUCCAAGUCCACGCAGAUGAAGACAACCCUGAGAGGAUCCAACAGAUUAUCCGAAGAGCUAUUGAAGACGCCGAUUGGGUCAUGAAGAAGUAUCAGAAGCAAAACUAAAACACUUCUAAGGACUCUGGGGCCCGGAGAGCAAAACCUGUUUGCCGACAGUGGCGGCCCUGAGAUGCCGGCAGCGCUGGGAUGCCCUAUCGGUGACACCCGUGAAUACAGAGAAGCCCGGCUGACCCGGUGCCGGCCGAAGGGGAGACGCCUCCAAAGCCACGCUCGCGGGUUCAGCCUCCUUCGCGCCUGGCGUGGCUUUGGGCCGCAGCCGCCUCCAGGGCCACUCAGGGGAGGGAGUUUGCAACUUCAUCCCUAAAUUUGGCUGCCUACAUUUGCUCCUCAAACUCUUAUCAGCAAUCUAGUUAGAAACAAGGAGACAAGUAUUUAUUGAACGUUUCCUGUGUGCCGACCACUGUGCUAGGGAGGAGAAAAGAGAAUUAGAAAUCUCUUGCCUUUCUCUCCAUCAUCCCCAGUGAUUAGCACAGUGCCCGGCAUAAAGUAGACCCUUAAUAAAUGCUUAUUGAUUGACUGACUGAUGUCAGAGUCAGUAAUUCUUCCACUCUAACCCUUGUAUGCAUGCGUUUGUAUGUCUUCCCCUGAAGAACCCAGGUUUUCUACCUCACGUCCUCCCACCCAGAAGGAGGGAGAUUGAAGCAAGGAAAGAGACAGGUUGCCAAGGGCAGCCAGAGCUGAGAGCGAGAAGGAAAGAGAUGGAGGAAGGAUUUAGAAGCAGCAUGAGUGCACCAGUCCCUUCUGUAUGUCCCAUCUAGAAAGAAUUGGCUUUUCCAAGCUUUUCUCUCAAAUGAGACUCUCAGUUGAAUCUCACGACAGCCCUAUGAGAGAAGGGGAUCAGGUCUCUCCAUUUAACAGAGAAAAAAAAUGGGACUUGGUUAAACAAUUUGUUUGGGGAGGUUUUGAAUGAGUUUCUCCCAGUAAGUGUUUUUUUCCUUCAUUUAUUCAUAUCCUCAUUUAUCCAUACAAUGUGAUUUUAUUAAAUAGAGUACAAGUGAAGUUGUAAAUGAGUUAGGUUAGAUAUUAAAACAAAAUUAGUCCCUUUUACUUUAUCAGCCCUGCAGGAAAACACUUAUUGCUGAUCAGUGAAUAUGGAAUUAGGACUGAGAGUUGAAUUCUUAAUCUUUUUUGUGUCUUGGACUCCUUUGGUAGUAGACUGGUCCCCUUUUCAGAAAUAAUUUUUAAAAGCAUAAAUAAAAUAUAUAGGAUUACAAAGGAAACUGAUUAUACUGAAAUAGUUACCAAAAUAUUUUUAAAAAUCAAGUUCAUGAAUUCCCAAUUAAGUGCUCCUGACUUAGGGGGCUACCAUCAAAUUACAGAUACUAGUUUGCUAGAUUUUGGGUGUGAAUGGGUGGCACGCUACGGAUUAUUUGUUUCAUUUUUUUCAAGCUUCAUCAGUUUGGGGACUCUCCUGCAUGGAAACUCUUUUCCCUGAUGCACAUGAACACUACCUCUGUAACUGGGGUCUUAAAGAAUUAUUCGGAGAGCAGUGAGAGAAGUGAAGUGACUUGUCUAGGAUUAUACACCCAAUGUGGGUUAGAGGCAGUACUUGUACCCAGGUCUUCUCUGUCUCAUGCAUUUGAACUCAUAAUAUAGAAGCUGUUUCAGACAUAUCUGCCAGGCAUGAGACUGGGUUCUUCACCAUGGCAGCUGUAUGACAGCACCCUGAAACCCCCUUUUCUCCCUCCUUCUCCUCCCCCCAGCCAAAAGACCCAUACUUCCUCUUGUGCUGGAAUUGUAUGACUCUUAACUUAUUCUAACAAACCCUCCUAUAUGAAAUGGGGAGGGGUGGAGGGAGAAGAAAGGAGAAGGUUAAGAGAAAGGUCACUUAAUUUAAUAGGUGUCAGCCUGGAAGUUCACCUAAAAUGAAGGUCCUUAGUCUUUUGUGAGUCAUGGAUCCUUUAGCACCAGUCUGGUGGAACUUAUGGACCCUUUUAUAUAUUUAUAUUUUUUAAUAAUGCUUUUAAAUGUAUAAAAUAAAACACAGAAUUGCAGUAAAAAACAGUUCUAUUGAAAUUGUUACCAAAAUGUUUUUUUCCCAUCUAUAUUUAUGUACCCCUGAAAUUUAUCCAUUUUUAAGUACUUCUGAUCUAAAAUAUAAUUAAUUGGGAUUAAUUAACACCAGGAAUCUCUUACCUAAGGAACUGAAUAUUUGGAGUGAUGAAAGAACAAGAGGUUUUGGAUUCUGGCUCCUUUGGCAAGAGGCAGAAGGGAAAAACAAUGAAAAUCCCUUGUUGCCUUUUUUUUUUUUUUUUUUUA
Sarcophilus harrisii (Tasmanian devil) is the source of this 3183-nucleotide messenger RNA. It is a transcript of the gene LYRM9, whose product is annotated as LYR motif containing 9. Lineage: Eukaryota; Metazoa; Chordata; Mammalia; Dasyuromorphia; Dasyuridae. The transcript is spliced from 5 exons. The record is from RefSeq and is a predicted model, not a curated record. Bases 733 to 969 code for a protein of 78 amino acids.